Molecule: messenger RNA, 2757 nt
Organism: Ciona intestinalis (vase tunicate)
Lineage: Eukaryota; Metazoa; Chordata; Ascidiacea; Phlebobranchia; Cionidae
Source: RefSeq, a predicted model, not a curated record
ACAAGUCAGUACUUCAUCAGCGAAUGGUUAGAGCUAGAGGGAAAGAAUUAUGAAUGUUUGUUUAAGUUUUCUGCUAGUUUUGGUUCAGCUUUGGGCCAUCACUUUUGGUGUUAACAUCACAGCUAAUGGUCUUCGAGCAGCUGCUAAUUCAAUAAACCAUCCGUAUGGCCGCCUUAUGACGCAACAGAGUGUUCUACCACCAAUAGACAGCCAAUUCCCGCUUCAGUGUUUGAUGUCAAACGUGUUCGUACGUCAGACCAACGGCGGCUACGUCACAAUACUGUGUAUCAAGUCACGUGGUCAACUAUGGACGACGAUGAACGCCUACUACACAGCUGGGUUCUUGCGUGGACGAAGCGACGUGAUCAACGGCUGGAACAGAGGACUCGCUUAUCUUACGCAAAGCGAUCUAGUUGUGGGGAUUUUGUUGUCUUGUUCAUUCGGAUACAGCCCCUACCCACGAUCUAACGUUUAUCGAGAAAACGGGAUGAUAGAAUCGAAAAGAUUUGUGAUCGCUGGCAAUCUGGAUGGUAUACAAUGCAGAGUCACGUGUCCGCCAUUACUACCCGUCUUCCCGUACGGAUUAGUGAACUGUACUGACGAUAAUUUUCUGGGUUCGAGAUGCACCGUAUACUGUAAUGAAGGUUAUUCGCCGAGGGGUGCAGAGGAAAGUACUUGCUCAGGAAAUACCCUGUUAAGAGCAUGGACCCCUUCCCUUUCAACUACAUGCGAAGUAUCAUGUCCUGCCUUGGCGUAUCUUCAUCACGGAGAAGUGAGGUGCACCGACAACAAGUUUAUUGGUUCGGUUUGUACGUACAGCUGCAACCAAGGUUACCGAUUACGAGGAAACGGCAGCAUCACUUGUGAUGGGAACCGACUGACGUGGGAACCGCCUACACAAGUCUCCUGCGUGGCCUAUCAAUGCCCGGCCCUUCAACGGAGAAUUCCAAACGGUCAUCAAGUCUGCACUAACGGCUCGAACCAAUUGUCCCACUGUGUCCUUCGAUGUCGUGCUGGUUUCAAGCCCGUGAGUAGCCAUCUGAAAUGGUGCUUACCGACGAGGGUUGCCGGUGAGGAUGUAAUGGUUUGGCGGUAUGGCAACGGAACCAAUUUGCCCAGCCGAGAUUCUGGUUUUGCUUGCAGACAUGUGAGGUCGCCUGGCAACGCUUCAAGUUCGUCUUUCGAGGCACAAUUCAACAGCACCGGAUUAGGCUCCUACUCGCUUCGUCGUUUCGACUUAUGCGAUAUUUCGCCCGUCAACCGAUAUGACUGUGGGUAUGAAGGGAUAUCAUACAGUAACUGUAUCCGUAGGGGUUGUUGCUGGGAUUCCUCAGUACAGGGAACCAUAUGGUGCUUUCGUCACUCCAUCACCCCGACUAAUCACGGGCAGAAGGUACGCAGUCCUCUACCAGCCAAUAAUUUACGAAUCACGGAACCCACGAUCAUACACCGUCCACCAACACAAGUUUCCUUGAGCCCAAGCCGACCCUCCGGAUUAUACAGUCACCCUCCAAGUACCUACAACCCAACUCAGCAGCACGUGUGCGGGUGCGCAGACCAGGUUACUGAACGCAACUGUAACAUUCAAGCAAGAGGAAGCAGCAACAGAAUAUUGAAUCCACAAAACGAGUUUUCGAGAAUCUAUUGCGGCCAAGCAGCUCGAGCGAGUGACUGGCCAUGGCAAGCCUUGUUCAUAUUCGACGAUCGCUUGUGUGGCGGGACUUUGCUAUCUUCGCAGUAUGUGCUUACUGCCGCUCAUUGUGUGAUAACCAACGAUCCAAGUCGGGACACGCUAACCUCAAACUACGUUGUGCUCGGCCAAGUGAACUCCACUUCGACGCAAGUAAAAUACAUCAGCGCGAUUCGCAGACAUCCCAAUUUCACGUCCACCUACAAUCAUGUACGCAACGACAUUGCCAUUAUCCGACUUGCGGAACCAGCAGACAUUUCAAGCAACUCCGUCGGUACACUAUGCCUUCCUGCUAGUCGUCCCACGCCGGGAGACGAAUGCUUUAUUACAGGCUACGGAAGAACCCGGAGUAACUCAAAUUCUUAUGGGAAAUUAAGAGCAGCGCGUGUACCGAUCACAACAGCAGCAGAAUGCCAGCGUGUGUUUGGUGGGUACUCACCGGAGCAAAACUUGUGUGCUGGAUCGUCAACUCCCAACAGCCCUAACACAUGUAGAGGAGAUUCAGGUGGUCCGCUUGCAUGUAGGCAAUCGCGAGCAUCAAGUUGCGGUUGGUAUCUUGCCGGUAUCACCUCAUACGGUUUAACUGAAUGUGGAGUUCCGUCUCCUGGGGUGUAUGUCGAUGUCCUUGCGUACAAGGCGUGGAUUUUACGGACGCUUCAACAUUUCACUGUCUACGGUGGUGGCUAAUCGCCGAUUUACUCUUGAUAACGCAAUUUUUAUAAAGUAAUUUAUUGGUUUUAACCGCAACGUUUUGGACACCAGUCCAAGACGCUAAUAUCAACUAGCUUUACGCUUAUAACGCACAAAAACAAUUUUGUGACAACGCAUUAACAACUAACCAUUUCAAUCGUAAAACGAAGCGAGGAGCUGAUGAUAUAACACGUCAUUGAAAUAUUAUGAAAUUAACAACUAAGUUAACAUUUCUUUAUUCAGGAAAUUCGAGUUUCUUGUACUCGGACCCAACACGUCAUUAACUUUUUCUCGUUUGUCUUAUAUUCAAGUUCAAAGCAUGUUUUUCUUAUAUAUACUCAAGUUCGAACAGAAAUAAAACACUCUUUUUACAAUGA